CAAUUUGCGCCGGAAAAAAAGUGCAUUCGUUCUGUAGGCGUAAUACAUUAUUAAACCGAUACCGGCACACAAUGUUUAUCGUUACACUUUAUCGGCUUCCCGAGUGACGUUGCAUUCGUCAAAAUCGGACAUAUAUGUCAACAUGUCUUUCUUUGUAGACUCUGUAAUCAUGUUCACUUCCCAGCUGCUGUUUUUCGGAUUUGGUUGGCUGUUUUUUAUGCGGCAGUUAUUUAAAGAUUAUGAGGUGCGACAGUAUGUGGUGCAGGUGGUUUUCUCGGUUACGUUUGCAUUCUCCUGCACAAUGUUUGAACUCAUUAUCUUUGAAAUCCUUGGAGCAUUAAGUAGCACGUCCAGAUAUUUUCACUGGAAGCUGAAUUUGUAUGUUAUACUGCUGGUUCUAAUCUUUGUAGUGCCUUUCUACAUUGGCUACUUUGUGGUCAGCAAUAUACGUUUGUUGCACAGACAGAGGUUGUUAUUUGCGUGUGUUGUUUGGUUCACGUUCAUGUAUUUUUUCUGGAAACUUGGAGACCCUUUUCCCAUAUUAAGUCCAAAACAUGGCAUUCUGUCUAUAGAGCAGCUCAUCAGCCGUGUCGGGGUAAUUGGGGUAACACUGAUGGCUCUGCUGUCCGGAUUUGGUGCUGUGAACUGCCCCUACACAUACAUGUCCUAUUUUCUGAGAAAUGUAACAGACAGUGACAUUCUGGCCCUGGAGAGAAGGCUGCUUCAGACCAUGGACAUGAUUGUCAGUAAAAAGAAAAGAAUUGCCAUGACGAGGAGGCAGAUGUACCAUAGAGGAGAGGACCAAAACAAACAGACUGGGUUCUGGGGGAUGCUCAAGAGUGUCACUUCCUCUCCUUCAGGCAGUGAGAAUCUGUCUCAGAUCCAGCAUGAGGUAGAUGCUCUAGAGGAGCUCAGUAGACAGCUCUUCCUGGAGACAGUAGACCUGCAGGCUACCAAGGAGCGGAUAGAAUACUCAAAGACGUUUCAAGGAAAGUACUUCAACUUUUUGGGCUACUUCUUCUCUAUUUAUUGUGUGUGGAAGAUAUUCAUGGCCACCAUCAACAUAGUCUUUGACCGUGUGGGGAAGACUGACCCAGUGACGAGAGGGAUUGAGAUCACUGUCAACUACUUGGGAAUUCAGUUUGAUGUCAAAUUCUGGUCUCAGCACAUUUCUUUUAUCCUGGUCGGAAUCAUCAUCGUCACCUCCAUCCGAGGCCUUUUAAUCACUCUCACUAAGUUCUUCUAUGCCAUCUCUAGCAGCAAGUCAUCCAAUGUGAUAGUGUUGGUCCUGGCCCAGAUCAUGGGGAUGUAUUUUGUGUCUUCUGUGUUGCUCAUGCGCAUGAGUAUGCCCCUGGAAUACCGCACCAUCGUAACAGAGGUCCUCGGAGAGCUGCAGUUCAAUUUCUACCACCGCUGGUUUGAUGUAAUCUUCCUCGUCAGUGCUCUGUCCAGCAUCCUCUUCCUCUACCUGGCACACAAGCAGGCACCUGAGAAGCACAUGGCCAUGUGACCUACUGAGUGAGCUUAUCCGAGGGAUAAGGACUGAAGUGUUUCGCUGCUUUCCCCUCUGUUUCUUUUUAUAAUACCAGCAGGACUGAAUUUCCUGAAUCAGGAAGAGACUAAAUGCUUAUGGUUUGGUUUGAAGGCAAUGGGUAUUUAGUUGAUUAGUCAAAUUCUAUUGGAGUUAAUGGUCCAUGGUGGUAUUUUAGUAGACGUUUUUCACAAAAAAGACGAAAAAGUGUUUUUUUUUUUGUUUUUUUGUUUUUUUCUGUUGUUGUUUUUUUUGCCUUGUAUUUGUUUAUUGGAUCAGACAUACAGUCAGCAUUGCUAGCAACACAGUCCUGGUGGGUUUUUCACUUUAAUUCAUUGAUAAUUCAGUUUCUGUGCAUCAUAAUAUGACCCAAAAGACAUCAGAUUUGUCCAUGUGAAAAUUUCCAUGCAAUAAAUAAAUAUCUUGGUUUUUUUUUGAGAACAUAACAACAAAAUGCCACAGAGCGAUUAUGCAAUUUUUAUUUAUUUAUGAGAGAAUAUAUGUUAUUACUUCGUGAUAUAUAUUAAGCAGAGUAAAUAGCUCACUGCUGAAUAUCUAGACUUCAAAUAUUAACUCAGGGAAUGUAUUUGUGUGCAAGAAAGCAGAGAUAGACUGGUGCAAAAAGGUUAAAUGGUGCAGAGUGUCUGCCGGUGCAGAGUGUCUGCUAGUACAAACUGCAUUAUGGUGCAAAAAACAUAAGUUUGCAUAUGAAAGGCAUCAGAGAGGGUCUUACAUAAUUAACACACAUGUGACCAUGGCAUGAUUAAAGACAAUCUGUGUCCUGUAUUCAAAUGUAAGACCUGUAUUAUCGGCCUCACGUCACACAUGUAUUCAACUUCAAAAGUAACUGUAGAUUAGUAAUCUCCUGUAGUCUGAGAGGGCCGAGCACAUGACUGCUUUCCUUUUAAAACAUUGUCUUUUUCAGCAGCGCACUUAUUGACUGCUUACAUUAAAAGCUUUUAAUUUCUUUGUGCAUUUCAGUUUGCCGCCAUAUAAAUAAAACCCAGCAGCAGCAGGAAA
Molecule: messenger RNA, 2551 nt
Organism: Tachysurus fulvidraco (yellow catfish)
Lineage: Eukaryota; Metazoa; Chordata; Actinopteri; Siluriformes; Bagridae
Gene: gphra
Product: Golgi pH regulator
Exons: 14
Coding region: 143-1510 (455 amino acids)
Biological process (GO): intracellular pH reduction
Cellular component (GO): Golgi cisterna membrane
Molecular function (GO): voltage-gated monoatomic anion channel activity
Source: RefSeq, a predicted model, not a curated record